Rhodotorula graminis WP1 is the source of this 544-nucleotide messenger RNA. RefSeq lists its product as uncharacterized. The record is from RefSeq and is a predicted model, not a curated record. The coding region runs from base 1 to 525 and encodes 174 amino acids. Lineage: Eukaryota; Fungi; Basidiomycota; Microbotryomycetes; Sporidiobolales; Sporidiobolaceae. Gene Ontology annotation, cellular component: core mediator complex; mediator complex. Gene Ontology annotation, molecular function: transcription coregulator activity. Gene Ontology annotation, biological process: regulation of transcription by RNA polymerase II. The transcript is spliced from 4 exons.
AUGGCUUCGGUCGCACCUUCACCUGUACCGGCCGCAUCUACAUCUGCGCCGACGCCGCAUCAACGCGAAGCGAACCGGAUCCGGUUCGAGACGGAGCUCGAGUUCGUUCAGUGCCUAGCCAAUCCGUUCUACCUCCAGUCACUCGCGCAGCAAGGCCUGCUCGACUCUGAGCCCUUCCUCAACUACCUCACCUACCUCCUCUACUUCCGCCAGCCCUCCUACGCCCGCUUCCUCCAGUACCCUCAGUCCCUGCACCACCUCGCCCUCCUCACGGCGCCCGGCACACCGGGCGAGUCGUUCCGCCGCGCGCUCAAGGAGGACGGCCUGCUCGCGCAAGACCUGGCGGGCGCGCAGAUUGCGCAUUGGGCGGGCUGGAGGGAGAGGGACAGGGAGAGGGUGCGGGAGGGGCAGGGCGAGGGCGGGCAGGCGUUGGCCAGGAUAGGCGGUGCGGCCGAGGGCGCAGGGGGCGCGAACGGGGCGAUGAACGGCGUCGAUAGGGCGGUGGGAGCUGCUGCUGCGACAUGAUGCAGUACUGCGUGCACUG